Messenger RNA from Physcomitrium patens, 2413 nucleotides. Its product is annotated as U11/U12 small nuclear ribonucleoprotein 65 kDa protein. Gene Ontology annotation, molecular function: pre-mRNA intronic binding; U12 snRNA binding. Gene Ontology annotation, biological process: mRNA splicing, via spliceosome. Gene Ontology annotation, cellular component: U12-type spliceosomal complex. The record is from RefSeq and is a predicted model, not a curated record. Lineage: Eukaryota; Viridiplantae; Streptophyta; Bryopsida; Funariales; Funariaceae.
UUAGGUUUCGAAGCAAUACACCACCCAGUGCACUUCCUUUAUGAAUUCUUCGCAAACCCAUCUGAAAUUUACUCCGCUCCAUGGUAGCACCCCAUGAAGGGUACAGUAGUUCUGUUUACUUUCUACUACGUGUUUAAUACCCAUUUGGAGAUGUGAGUUCCUUAGCUUGUAAUUCUACUAAGAGAAGAUGCACUCGGUGCAGUUUGCAGCUCAAGGUCUUCGAGUGUUUGAUGCAGCGGAAUUGGGUCCUUAUUGGGAACUCUGAAGCUUCGAGGUUUUGUGUACAAAAUUUGUGAGUUUCGACGAUGAACAAUCGUACACAUUUAUUAUACAAUAGGCACUCGGAUCUAAGAGUUUCGGGUUUGUACUCAAUAAGCUGCCGAGAUGAUGAGCGACGGAUUUUUGGGAAAUUAAUUGUUGAAGGGGACCUUGUUAGUUUGGAGUUGUCCUCUUGAUUACGCCAACUUGGAAUUAGUAACUCUGAUCUACAAUCUAUUGGGAGAGUUGUUGUUCGACUUGUUUUGUAUCAUCUUGGCAGCUUCAAUUCUUUCUUUCCGACACGUUCGUGAAGGAGACAUGGUGAAACAUCUUCCGUUGAAUUCUCUCUUCCGCCAUACUCUAGAUGGGUCAGAUGUCUAUUGCUGGAAGAUGUUUUUGUGAUGCUUGAGAUUUUCUCUAAAAUUGUUUGAGAGAAAACAGUGUGACCAUGUCGACUAUGGCGCCUUCGCCUCCUCCUCUACCUCCCCCAUCUUCGACACCUGCAGUACAGGGUGCGCGGGUUACGCUGCUCAUUCGCCAUCUGCCAGAGGGACUGAUGGCCGACACUCUGAAACGUCUUUUCUCGCACUAUGGCGCCUCAGAUUUUCGUCUGUGUACAUCGGGAAGGCUGAAGAACUGUGCUUUUGUGGAUUAUGAUAAUGAAUCUGCAGCUGCAGCUGCACAAUCACAAAUGCACAGACUGAGAUUCUUGGGUAAAAUUCUAAGUGUUGAAAGAGCGAUUCCUGAAUCAAGCAAGGAUGGCUUAUCUGGAGACAGUUCAAUGGCGAGAAGCACAGACGCAGGGGCUGAUACUAUCCCUCCCCAUCCACCUCCAGAACCUCCACUUGUACCUCAGACUAGCGAAAUUCAUCAAGCAGGCAGAGGCGCAACAGGGAUGGAACCCAUUGCUCCUGCUCUGGGGGUGGAUUACCCCUUUCCUCCUCAGCUUGAGUAUGCGUAUCCCCCUCCGGAUGGAAAUAUUCUUACAAAUAUCGUGAACACUCUUAUUGCAGUUCCACGGUUCUAUACACAGGUUUUGCAUCUAAUGAAUAAAAUGAACCUUCCAGCUCCAUUCCGUCCUGCUCUUCCCACACCGCCAUUGCCACCACCUAUACCAGCUCCCCCAGUUGAAAAGCGACAGGCGGGUGAGCUGUCUAGUGGUGAAUCGGAGCUUGAAUCAAGUGACGAGGAAGACAACAAUGCUCCGGGUGGGGAAGAAGAAAGUGUUGUACCUGACAAAGACCUCGACGCCCAUAGAGCAAGAAGAAAGCGAGCUAAGUUGGGGGCUGUAGUGGGUCCUGCAGUGGACAAAGAUGCUUCUCAUGAAUCUGCAGGGGUGAAGUCUAUUAGUGUUAUUCCAAGAGCUGCUCCAAUCAAGAAGAACAAACCCGUCAUGCAGAUCAAGAUUUCAACCAAGACCUCAGCUAGUGAAGGACCAUCAAGAGACAUCAGCUUCCAAGACGAGAUGGAUGUUCCCAGAACAAAAGUAGAUGAUUCCUCUAAGAGAGCCUCGCGGGCAGAACUACAGGGUGGCCAAAUGUCUGAGGCUGAAAUGCUUGCUUUGCCCAUUCUUAAGAAUUACGCUGCGGGAGCCCCCUCACAGGUUCUUUAUAUCAAGAAUUUGGCAAAAGAAGUGACUUCAGAGGAUCUCUUCUAUGUCUUUGGCGCCUUCUUUCCAACCCUUGAUGAGACAAAAGCUGCUUUGAAUGUGAAUCUCAUGCAGGAAGGGCGAAUGCGAGGCCAGGCUUUUGUAACAUUUCCAUCAACAGAGGCCGCUCAAGAUGCUUUAGGUUUGACGCAUGGAUUUGUGCUGAAGGGUAAACCAAUGAUAGUACAGUUUGGACGUAAUCGCUCUGCUGCCAAGACAUAGUUAGAGAUUUAGGGGAAGUGGAUCCUGAUGUUUUUUUUAUCUGCUGCAUACUCACGAAUUGAAUCUCAAGUAGCUCCUAGCAUUCCUCGAAAUUGAAGUUCCACAUUGCUAAGCUGUUGCCAGGCGGUCACAAAAUGACUGGUUACAUCUUGUACCGAAAAAGCGUUUCAUGAAAGCUUUAAGAGCCAGAAUACACCGUUGUUGUGGGGACUGGUUUGCGAGACGAUGAGGCGCAUGAUAUUUGGUCGUUUUCUACAACGAUAGUAUUUUUUAUAUUUUGCCCAA